AUUUAUUCCAGUGAAGUCGCCGUUGUAACAUUUUCCAAAAUGUUCGGGGCCGCGCAACUUGCUGCCAGUACUCCGGCGCUGCAGCCGUCGCUGCCCAAGUUCUCGACGCGGGAGGCCCGUUUCCGCAAGGCCCGCGACGCCAAUACACUGAUAUUCUCGGUGCCUACCCGCUCCAGCCUAUUGCUACCGUUGUUGCGCCCUGUAUGCCACACCUAUGAGCAACAAGAUGCGCGUUGUUUACACUUGUUACAGGCAGCAGCACUGGUGCCCAGUUGCAAGUGUAACAAGCUACUCGCGACCGUGACACAAGCACUUAAGAUGCCCCUCCCUGCAGCAACUAGGAGCCAACUGGAAACCAAGUUACGUCCACUGAUAACGAAGUUACGCGACGAAGACAAGGAGAGCGCGACUCGGCCAUUACUUGCACUGCAACUUAAGGAGAAGGUGGCUGAGUGCUUACGCUGCUGGAUCGCCGAGCCUAUCGACGGCUUCGUACUUAGGAAAGAACAUGUCGUGAACGGCAUGCGGCUGGACGACCUGGUGGCUACACCUGCUGGAGCGGGGUACUUGAGGGGGUACCGUCGCGAAGACGGCAUCUGCACGGUAGUGUACCCCUGGGGCCACGGAUUCGUGCAUGUUAAAGACGUGGAGAAGGUGAAGCAAGCACUGGAGAAACACCUUAAGAAGCGCACGUACAACGAGUACGUGGCGUUGGAGCACCAGCAACUGUACGAGCAGAUUGAGGGACUGGUGGAGAAUCUGCCGCCAGCGCCCGAGGAGAGCUAUGCAGUGAAAAAGGAGGUGGAAAAGGAGGAAGAAGGAGACGUUGAAGAGUACAAGGAACUGCUGAAGUCUCUUGAGGAGGAGCAUGUGGACACGACAGUGCUUCGUGAAGAUCUGGGGUUAUUGCGUCGUGUGCAGGCGCUGACUAACAAGGUUAAGGAGCUCCGUCGGGCACAAUCGGCUAAGGAGCCUGAGCUCAAAAUGCUGCGUACGGACGAAGACGAGGAGAUGGCAGGUGACGCUGAACAGCAAGAACCUGACGAGUCGAUGCAGAACCAAGAUCAGACAGGGGAACAGAAGCAGGAGCAAGAAUCGCAGCUUUCAGACAAAGAGGAAGCACCUUCGAGCGAGCACAAGGAGGAGAAGGAGCAGCACCAGUGAAUGCAGUUGACGAUAGUGCGUGCUUUUGUAUUUAAAGUCGGCAGUAUUGGCGAUGUGAUUGCCGUCGAUCAAUGUAAUACAUUGAAUGUAUCAAGAUGGCGAGUGACGAAGUGCUCGCUAACCUGGUCAAUGCUUUUCCAAUU
Molecule: messenger RNA, 1307 nt
Organism: Phytophthora nicotianae INRA-310
Lineage: Eukaryota; Oomycota; Peronosporomycetes; Peronosporales; Peronosporaceae
Exons: 2
Coding region: 40-1164 (374 amino acids)
Source: RefSeq, a predicted model, not a curated record